Molecule: messenger RNA, 996 nt
Organism: Candidozyma auris
Lineage: Eukaryota; Fungi; Ascomycota; Pichiomycetes; Serinales; Metschnikowiaceae
Gene: FGR10
Product: Fgr10p
Exons: 1
Coding region: 1-996 (331 amino acids)
Biological process (GO): protein maturation
Molecular function (GO): threonine-type endopeptidase activity
Source: RefSeq, a predicted model, not a curated record
AUGGCCUUUUUGGUAAUCCAUGUUGGCGCAGGAAAUCAUCCAGAGUCCCAAAAAGAGGAUUAUAAGCGUCUUCUAAGGACUGCCCUUCGCUCUCGAUCGUUUGUUCAAAGUAGCGCUAUCAUUGAGAGAUCACCACUCACAAACACAGGCUACGGCUCUUCUUUGGAUAGGUUUGGGAAGGCGUCUUGUGAUUGCACGUUGGUGCAGUCCACUGAUGGAGCUGUUGAUGUUCUAUCGCUCCUAGGCGUGGAUGAUAAAACGUCACCCACAAGGGAAUGUGUUCAGGUGAAGAAGAAAAUUGACGAUGAAUUCUCGUCUGUUGAUAAGCUCGGUCUACUGAAACCCACAGUUCUCCAAUACGAGAAGAUUAGGGACCAAUUCGGUACUGGCGAGAGUUCCUCCUUGGUUCUGUCCAACUCAAAGGCAUUGUAUGAGAAGUACAAGAACUUAACCAGUGCGCCUAUAGAGUCAAUUCAGGACACCAUUGGUGUGCUUCACUGGGACAAAAAAUUGUCCAUGGCAACAUCAUCAGGAGGAACGUUCUUGAAAUUUCCUGGACGAGUUAGCUGUGCUGGAAUAUAUGGCAGCGGCAUAGCUCAUAUAGAGAUGGAAAACUUAUCCAUAAGUUGCAUGUGUUCUGGGAACGGAGACGAUAUUAUCAAGAUUAGGCUAGCUAGUAUUGUCGCAGAUAACCUUUUGCAAUCACACAAGAAAGAGAAGUGGCCGGAAUACCCAAAGGUCAUAGUUGACAGCAUUAUAGAACAGAGUAGGCACGCCAGUCUAUCUGGACUCAAUGAUAAGAGCGAGCCAAUUAUAUACGUUGGUGUGCUAGCUGUGAUCCGGAUUGGAGAAAGAGCUACGUUGAUAUACUGCCAUAGCACUGAGUCGUUUUACUUUGGCUUUCUGAACUUUAAAGGCGAACGAGAAAUCGUCUUGAGCAGGCAGCUAGAUAAGUCACACAUAGGAAGUUUCGUAAGCGGACAAUACAAAUUAUGA